CCAAUGCUGCCUCCAGCCCAGAGCCUGUUCUUGGCAGUGAACCAUGCGCGGCACAACAAAAUACCCUCAUGUUAUUGACACACCAGAUCCGGGCAAAUGGGAGCUGGCGGGGUACGAGGCAGCCUUACCCAUCACAGAGAAGUCAAACCCCAUCACACGGGAGCUGGACAAAGCUGACCCGGCCCAGAUUGUCCAGCUCCUUAAAGACUGUGAUGCUGAGAUAUUCCAGGAAGAGGAUGAAACUCUGGUCAACUACAAGAGGCUGUACAGUGAAUCAGUGCUGAAGACCAUGAUGGACAUUAUUGGCAAAGUUCAGGAGGUGCUGAAGGAACCAGACAACACCCUCAUUGUGCUGAGUGGUGGCGGUGCCUCUGGACGGUUUGCCUUCCUCAUAGCUGUGUCCUUUAACAAACUUCUGAAGGGUCUGGGGCAGCCCCCCCAGUACACAUAUAUAAUUGCUGGGGGAGACAGGUCUCUUGUGGCAUCCCAGGAGGGCUCUGAGGACAGUGCACUGCUGGGCAUUGAGGACCUGAACAAGGUCUGUGAAGGGAAGAAGAGAGUCAUUUUCUUUGGAAUCUCAUGUGGUUUGUCUGCUCCCUAUGUGGCCGGGCAGCUGGACUUCUGCAUGAACAACCUGGACAUCUACGUCCCAGUGCUGGUGGGCUUCAACCCAGUCACCAUGGCCAGGACAGAGAAGAUUGAGGGCUUCCACUCCACCUUCCAGCAGGUUGCUGAACGGAUGGAGAAGCUUCAGGAGACGCAGGAGGCCUUCGUCCUCAAUCCUGCCGUGGGGCCCGAAGGGAUCACCGGCUCAUCACGGAUGAAGGGGGGCAGUGCCACAAAGAUCCUUUUGGAAACUCUGCUCCUGACAGCCCAUAAGACGGUCUCCAAGGACAGCGAGAUCUCAGAGAAGUGUCUUCUGGAAAUCCUCCGCACCUAUGAACGCGCUCACAAAGUCACCUAUGGGCAGAGCAAGAAGAUUGCUGCUCUAGUGAAGCAAGCUGGCACCAGCCUGCAGAAGAAGGCUUCCAUCUACAUGGUUGGCUGGCACACCUUGGGCAUCAUCGCCAUCAUGGAUGGGGCCGAGUGCAUCCCCAGCUUUGGGGCAGACAUUAAUGACGUCCGGGGCUUCCUCAUUGGGGACCGCAGUGAAAUGUUUAACAGGGAGGCUGAUUUGAUUGCACAGGGCCCAAAGUUUGCUUUCUCUGAAGAAGACUUUGUGAAAACAAUCCUCCCAUCGCUGACAGAGCUGGACACAGUCCUCUUCCUUUUUACAGUAGAUGAUGACCUUGAUGAAGUGGAGAAGUUGGUGGUUCAGGUGAAGGAGAGGACCGCAAACGUGCAAGCAUUUUCUCAUGCCACAGUUGGGCAAUACCUACCGGCCUCCCUCAAGAAGCUCUUCCCUUCCAUCAUCAGCAUCAUGUGGCCGAUCUUAUUCCUGGAGUAUGAAGGCAAUUUCAUCCAGAGAUUCCAAAGGGAGCUAAGCACCAAGUGGAUCCUGAACACAGUCAGCACCGGGGCGCACGUCCUGAAAGGCAAGAUCCUGCGCAACCACAUGGUGGACCUGAGAGUGAGCAACUCAAAGCUCUUCUGGAGGGCUGUCACCAUCCUGCAGAGGUUCACAGGGCAUUCACAGGCCAAAUGCCUGGAAGCGCUGCUGCAAGUCAUCUAUGACCCAGAGCCACUCUCUGAGGAGCUUCGCACGGCUCAAGUCUCCAAGCACAUUGCUGCAGCAACAGACAAGAGCAAGGUUGUGCCCACUGCCCUGCUCUGCCUCCUGCGCAGCUGUACAGUACCAGAGGCCUGCACUCGCCUGGAGACCGCACCCUCCCUCCGUGCUGCCCUUGACGCUGCCCUGAGAGCUCCGGGACACAAGCGGGGGGCAGACAAGCCGGAACCCGAAGAGCAGAGCCCGUAGGGGCACCAGCCAUCCCAGGGGGGCCAGUGGCCUUGGUCCUCACACGGUCUUCCAGCCAGACAUCCUCAGCCGGCAUUGCACUGCACCACUCCGAGUCACUUGACUUUUCCCAGUGGGGAAAUGGGGAGGGCAGGAAGGUGGGGCCCUGCUUGGGGGGGGGACUCCUGGUUAUCCUAUGGACAAGGAGGGAUCUGGGCGGGGGAUGGGGGGAGGACAAGGUUCUUCCCUUGCCAAAGCCAGAUUCUUCUUGUACCUCCCCCCAUCCUUGGGAGACAGAUGCCCCUGAAGAAUGCCCUUCUGUGCCCCCUGGCACAGGGCUGGACCUGCCCCAAGACCCACAUCUCAGAAAGAGUAUUUCCCCCCCCACUGGUGCCCUUCCUGCCAGCCACAGCUACUCCACCCGCUUUGGGGGCAGGUGACACUGUCACACCACCAAGGCUCCCGCCUGGGCAACCUACCUUGAGGCCGACUCCCUGCACUGCUGGGGCGUUGCUGUGAUACCUGAAGGGCUGCAGUCUCCAUGCUUCAAACAAAAGAAGGCAGUGGCACCAGCUGCCCAGCCAGGACUUCCAUGGCCACCGGGAACUAGCCAAGUGGCCAAACUGGGCAGCAUCGACCCACAGACUGAGGCCAGGCCAUAGGGAGAGAGGCCUGUUAUAGGCCUCCCCCACGUCUUGUCCGGCCAAGUCUCCCGAGAGGUCUGCAAGGCUUUGCUGAAGCCUCGCAAGGCUUUGAGCAGGUUGCCUGUGGUGCCUGCAGGCUGUACCUGCUGGCAGUGUCGUGUGGCACAGUGGCAUGGGGGUGGGCACAGCAGCAGAUGGCAGCGCUCCUCUCAGCCUGCCCCCUGGAGCCUCACCUUUCUCUGUCUGGGUACAAGGGGUGGAUGUGGCUCUCCCCCAGCCUGAUGUUGAUUGUGGCAGCCCUCCGUUUCGUUGAGGGGGAACCAGGAGGAGGAAGGGUUCUGGGCUUCCUGCACUUUUUGUAAUAAAGCAUGGGUCUGUGCAA
Messenger RNA from Rhineura floridana, 2923 nucleotides. It is a transcript of the gene GCKR, whose product is annotated as glucokinase regulator. Gene Ontology annotation, molecular function: fructose-6-phosphate binding; carbohydrate binding; enzyme binding. Bases 44 to 1918 code for a protein of 624 amino acids. The transcript is spliced from 19 exons. Gene Ontology annotation, biological process: negative regulation of glucokinase activity; carbohydrate derivative metabolic process; glucose homeostasis. Lineage: Eukaryota; Metazoa; Chordata; Lepidosauria; Squamata; Rhineuridae. Gene Ontology annotation, cellular component: cytosol; mitochondrion; nucleoplasm. The record is from RefSeq and is a predicted model, not a curated record.